AUGGCCGCCGUCUCACUGCUCAACGUUGCUGUGCGCAACAACCCUGCUCCCUUCACCUCACCCUACGAGUUCGAGAUCACCUUCGAAUGUCUUGAGAAGCUGGACAAGGAUCUUGAGUGGAAGCUCACCUAUGUCGGCUCUGCCACCUCCUCCGAGUACGACCAGGAGCUCGACUCUCUUCUUGUCGGUCCCAUCCCUGUCGGCGUCAACAAGUUCGUCUUUGAGGCAGACCCCCCAGACCUCAACCGCAUCCCCAACAGCGACAUUCUCGGCGUCACCGUCAUUCUCUUGACCUGCAGCUACGAUGGUCGCGAGUUCGUCCGUGUUGGCUACUACGUCAACAAUGAGUACACCGACGAGGCUCUCAUCGCCGAACCCCCUGCCAAGGCCGUCGUUGAGAAGGUCCGCCGCAGCAUCCUCGCCGAGAAGCCCCGUGUCACCCGCUUCGCCAUCAAGUGGGACAGCGAGGCCAGCGCUCCCGCCGAGUUCCCUCCUGAGCAGCCUGACGCCGACAACCAGGAAGACGAUGAGGCUGCAUACGGUGCUGAGGAGCUUGAAGAGGACGAGGCUGAAGCUGAGGGCGAGCCUGAAGUCAAGGAGGGUGAGGAUGCUGAGAUGGCUGAGGUCAACCCCGUUGAACAACCCAAGGAGGAGGACGAAGUCUCAGAUGCUGGCAGUGAGGACAUCGAAGCCGAGAGCAGCGCCAGCGAAGACGAAGAUGAAGAGGAGGAGGAAGGCGAAGGCGAAGCUGAGGGAGAAGCUGCCGACGAGAUGGAAACUGACACUGCUGCCCCUGCUACCGAGAAGCCCCAGCCUCCUCAGCAGCAGAGCGAUGUCAUGGUCCACUAG
This is a messenger RNA of Aureobasidium melanogenum CBS 110374, 849 nucleotides long. Its product is annotated as histone deposition protein Asf1. The record is from RefSeq and is a predicted model, not a curated record. The transcript is spliced from 2 exons. NCBI's taxonomy places the organism in Eukaryota, Fungi, Ascomycota, Dothideomycetes, Dothideales, Saccotheciaceae. Gene Ontology annotation, cellular component: nucleus. Gene Ontology annotation, molecular function: histone binding. Bases 1 to 849 code for a protein of 282 amino acids. Gene Ontology annotation, biological process: nucleosome assembly; nucleosome disassembly; DNA replication-dependent chromatin assembly.